AUGAACAGUGGCUAUGAAAUGGCACAGGAUCUGGGACUAUACGGAUUUGUAUCCAUGGAUGAGUACGAAGCUGGCGUAGAGGCAGCCAAUACGUUUGUAGAUCUACUGCAGGUUGGCGAGAAUGUUGGCAAUGAUAAUAAUGAGACAUCCGCUGUCUAUGUCAACCACCAGCCGGGAAACACGGCCAUGGACUCCAGAUUUGAUGGGUUUCGUGAUACCAUCACAGAGGCUAUACCAAGUGUACUAGUGAACGAAGUCCGCUUGAAAGAAGGACAAUCAGACCAAGAAACAUUGCACCACCUAACAGAAGCAUUCCAGCAAAAAUGCCCCACCAUGGUCCUGAUUGGUUCACCAGUCCUCGAGGCUACCACGGCGGCCCUCUAUGCCAAUGGGUGCGCACUAUCCAGCACCACUAUUGUAGGAACCUUUGAUACCACUCCCGACGUCUAUGCUAGCAUUGCCGUCGGAAAGCUGGCCUUUGCAGUCUCCCAGCAGCAACACUUGCAAGGUACGCUUCCUGUCGUUAUGGCGGCUACCUAUGUGUCAACUGGUCAACGACUGGCUCCACCCAGCCAAAGCAAAUAUGGGAUCUACAGCUCUGGUCCGUCCAUUGUCACUCUGCAGACACUACCUUCGGAUACCAUACAGGCAUGCGAAGCAGAGGGAUUUCCAGUUUGUGCCCCGGGACAAGCUCCCAUAAAACUGGGUGCGCAAGUCCAGCAAGCCGGUCUAGACACAGGAGUGGAUUUGCAGUUUGAACUAUUCAAUCGACAAGAAUCGAGCGAGGUUAUGCAUGCCAAAAUGGCCAGCAAAAUCAUUAGCUACUGUCGGGCCGGUGUCCACGGUAUCUUUGUCUCCAUACCCAGUACGGCCCUCAUCCCCGCAGUUCGCGAAUGCCUUGAUUUGAACAUACCCGUCAUGUCGGUCAAUACCGGAGCCGAGUAUGCAAUAGACGAGCUCCAACUCCCACAUCACAUUGGACAACUCGAAUACACGGCGGGGUAUGCCGCUGGAAAGUACAUGGCGUCGCCACAGCACGGCAUUGACAAAGUCAUUUGUAUCCGGCAAGACCAAGACAAUAAGGCUCUCACAGAGCGAUGCAAAGGAUUUGAAGCAGCCAUUCGAGAAACCAAUGGAGCUGUAGAAUUCCUCGGUAGACCCAUUGUAGGAGUGGACAAUGUGGCUGGAUUCAUUCACACGGUCAAAGAAUUUGUUGCGAAUCACACGAGCGACAACACAUGGGAUGGGCUUGGAAUGCUCGAGCUAGGUACCAAGUAUGUAGACGCCACUUUGGGUCUGCGACAAGAUCACCCUGGAAUGCAGUUUGGCGCCUUUGAUACCUCGGGGGCUCUCUAUAAUGCUUUGGCAACCGACGAUAUCAUGUUCGGCAUUGAUCAAAGCUUGUACCUGCAAGGAUACUUACCAGUCUGGCUGUUGACGAUGAUUGCUACCACCAACCAACAUUUGAAGAAUCGUUACAUUGAAACUGGACCAACCCUCGUCCUCGAGUCGGCAUCCAAAGAAUACCUGUCAUGCCAAGCUUUGUCGUUCUCGGUGUGCCCUCCACCAGUUCUUUACGACUUGAACCAACUGACCAAUGUGCGCCCUAUUGGAUACACUUUGGCAGCGAUUGUGAUCGCAACUGCAGUUUCCUGUAUCGUGUGGAUGGCCAUGAACCGAAGGAGCAGCGUAGUAGCUCAGUCGCAGCCAGAGUUCCUUCUCAUGAUUUGCUUUGGCGCGGUUUGCAUGGUGUCAGCAAUCUUUCCACUGGGCAUUGAUGACAGCAUUGCCUCCACAGAAGGUGCUUCAAAGGCUUGUAUGGCGAUUCCAUGGUGUGUUGCCCUUGGUUUCACAAUCAUGUACGCCGGAAUAUUCUGCAAGAUCUGGCGCAUCAACAAGUUGAUGACUGCGGCAAAGUAUUUUCGCCGCACCAAAAUACAAGCAUGGCAUGUCAUUGCUCCGCUUGUGGGGCUCUCCGUCGGAAACGUGCUGUUUCUUGCCAUUUGGACUGGCGUGGAUCCCAUGUAUUACAGUCGGGAGGAAGUUUGUGGAGCAGGAGAUUUUAGCUCUGUUGGCCAUUGCAAGGCUGGUGAUACCAAAGUUUCCGUGGCCAUGGCGUCCUUGAUUGGAAUCAUCAAUAUCACAGCUCUGAUCUUGGCCAACGUAGAGGCGUACCGGGCACGAUGGUUGAAUGAACACCUUAGCGAAUUUCGCUACAUGUUUAUCAAUCUUCUGGGCAUUCUCCAAGUGGGAAUCAUUGGAGUGCCGCUGAUCAUGCUGCUUGCCGAAGAGCCAGUGGCAUCAUACUUCUUGAUCUCGAUUCUGCUGUUUCUGGUUGCCGAGUCAACUUUGCUGCUCAUGUUUGUUCCUAAAGUCCUCCUCCUUCGACAGGAAGCAGCUGACGACUCCGAUGAUGCUGCUUCUGUUGCUUCCAUGGCUUCCUCCAAUAUCAGCCCAUUUGGAAACAAUCAGAAUUCCUCCCGCCACACCCGAUUCUCGCUGCCGGCGGCCCCAAAAUCUUUUCCUUCGUCACUGCAACGUGCUUCGUCCGUGGAAAAUUCAGCGUCGUCCUCCGCAGCCCUGUUGAACAGAAUCAAAGAACUCGAGAGGCUCCUGCGGGAGGAAGAAGGUGUAGACACACGACGAGUCUUUUCAAAAGUUCAGCUGGACACGGUGGUGACGAUUCCGACCGAAAGAGAAAGCGAUGAUGAUGAUGUCAUGGCCAGUGUCAACACUGCAGUCCUCCAGGCCUGUAACGGUGACAUUGAACGAGCCCAGUCCAUGGCUCGGAAACUAGGACUCGAGAAACCGAUCAGCGACCUCGAGAUCGACGAAGAGUCUGAUGAAUCUUCAAGCGAUUCGUCGUGUGCAGGUGAUGCCUUGUCCAAGAAUCCCGUAAACAAAAUUGCGGCAUUGACAGCGUGA
This is a messenger RNA of Seminavis robusta, 2925 nucleotides long. The record is from the annotation of a GenBank genome assembly. NCBI's taxonomy places the organism in Eukaryota, Bacillariophyta, Bacillariophyceae, Naviculales, Naviculaceae.